Molecule: messenger RNA, 858 nt
Organism: Fibroporia radiculosa
Lineage: Eukaryota; Fungi; Basidiomycota; Agaricomycetes; Polyporales; Fibroporiaceae
Exons: 2
Coding region: 1-858 (285 amino acids)
Source: RefSeq, a predicted model, not a curated record
AUGGCGUCAGCUGUUCGCAGUUUUGUGGUAUUCAAGGACGAUGCCCCACCAUCCCCUUCGAAGUCGACCGAGUCCGAUGAUGUGAAUCUUCCCAUUCCUAUCGCAGUUGCCCCUCCUCCUCCAGGUCCUCUGCUUGUUUAUUGUCCUGACAAGGAGAACAUCAACCCCACAACUGGUGCUCGCGCUAACACUGACCCGACGACCAAGAAGCGCAAAACUAACGUUCUCGCUACCAAGUUACACAUUCCUCCGCCUAGCAAGAAGCAAAAGGAGUCGAAGGAGGCCAAAAAACGCGGCUUGACGGCGGAUUCAACGUCCACUUCGUCGACAGGACGUGCUGUGGUAGAGAAGAAGGUCAAGCGUAUAUUGACCUCAAAGCGGAACGGGAACGUGGGGCCUAGUCGUGCGCGGAGGUCACCGUCGCUGCCGAGGGUGACUGAGGAGGUUGAUGCCGAACCUGUGAAGGAUACAGAGUCGGAGCGCCUCUCCCAAGUAGCCGCAGAUGUGCGCUGCUACGAAUUGACGGUCAUGCCAUUGGCCGAUCUAUCGAAGGCUUAUGAGCAAUCCCCUCCCCCUGAGGAUCAUGCUACUCCUGUGGACCCUCCCAAGGAGGAACCAGAAGCAAAGGAGCAGGAACAAUUGGUUGAAACAGAGGAAGGACCUGAGAAAAUUCCUUCGCCCGCUCCCUCCUCAAGAGAAUCAUCCUCGCCGUCCCCAGCCGGCCUUGCCAUCUUCUCGACACCAGAACGAAAACGCAUAUACUCCGCAUUCACCUUCUCUACACCCUCUCGCUCUGGCGAACGAUAUGCGACCCUCCGAGGGUCUAGUGUGGAUCGGUUCUCUGAUUUGGAUAUCUAG